Messenger RNA from Ceratitis capitata (Mediterranean fruit fly), 1530 nucleotides. RefSeq lists its product as uncharacterized. The record is from RefSeq and is a predicted model, not a curated record. NCBI's taxonomy places the organism in Eukaryota, Metazoa, Arthropoda, Insecta, Diptera, Tephritidae. The transcript has 2 exons. Bases 1 to 1530 code for a protein of 509 amino acids.
AUGACGACGCGACAGACGCGUUUAUUGAAAUCUUUCACGUUCACACUAUGGAUCGUCAUCUCGCUGGCAUUGUACGCGUUAUAUAAUGUAACAUUGCAGAGUAAUAAGCUACCGGCAGCCUGGUUCAAUGUCACGGGCGAGAUAAAUCGCGUCUCUCAGCUGACGAGCGGGCAACGUAACCAGGAGGAUGUUAUGCAGAAAUAUCAGGAGGAGCUACCUAAUGUGCCCUUCGAGUUUUGGACACGCAUAAAGAAUUCUCGUUUCAAUGCAACCUGCGCACAUGCGCCGGAACUCAGCAAUCUGCGCUUCCACAACGACUACUGGCAGGUGUUCCACAAUCGUAACGUGUCCUAUCACAUCUUCAAUGCCUACUACGAUACACGUGAACACAUCACACAACCCAGUUCCGUAGUGCGUAUACUGGUCAUGAUGAACCAGCCAAUAGAGCCCAAAAAUCCCAUACAUUGUCAGCUCUGGUAUGACGAUAAGAAUACGACCGUGCUGGCGCCGGUGAUGGAGCAUCGACUGAUUUGGAUACGGGAAUGGGGUACGAGUGGCCACUUUUACCCCUAUUUAUUGACGUGUGUAGUGCCGUUGCAGCUGCGAGAGGGACCGGCACCACAAGCGGUCUCCUUGGUGGUGGACGAGUGUGCGACGGCCACGAAUUUAGUGCGCAUAUACAAUGAGCGGCCAUCGGGCAAUGCUACAAAACAGAGGUUUGCAGUAUGUGUGAAGGGUUUGGAUUAUCCGUAUGCCGAUUUGGGACCACGUCUCGUGGAAUGGCUGGAAAUGCAGCGUUUGCUUGGCGCUAGCAAAGUCAUCACCUAUCGGUUGUCGGUACAUCCGAAUUUGGAGCAGGUAUUGCAGCACUACAUCGAAGAAGGUUUCCUGGAAGUACACCCGCUCAGCUUGGGUUCGGAGAUGGUGACCAAACCGCUCUAUUUGCAUGAAUACCUACGCGCGAGUGUCCCCAACAAGCGUUUGAAUGAGAUUGUGCCAUACAACGAUUGCUUCUAUCGGAACAUGUACAAGUACUCGUAUAUUGUGACCAUCGAUAUCGAUGAGGUUAUAAUGCCGCUGGGCAAUAUAACCACAUGGACGCAGUUGAUCAACGAAACCUCACGUGUGCGUAGCGAGGGCUGUAAGUACGGCUAUGGGAGUCUGUGUGUGCGCAAUGUGCACUUUCCCAUCAACGGACUAAACUACACGGAGACACCAAAAGCGCCACGUCACAUGUUCAUGUUGCAGCACGUGCAUCGUGAUGUGCCAGAGGCCCCUGGCUUGGGUGCAAAAUGCUUUCAAAAUACCAGCGACGUUUUGAUGCUGCACAAUCACUAUAAUCUUGAUACGUUGAAGACAUGCCGUUGGCAUAACUUGCCGCCCGAUGUGGCAUAUCUACAACACUAUCGUCUGUUGAGGAAGCCGGAAGAGUGGAAGACGCAGAUACUCGACGAGAGUAUCUAUCGUUAUAAGGACGCGCUGAUAGCGACUGUGGAGCCGGUGUUGAAGAAGCUCGGUUAUCUCAAUUGA